AUGUCGCUUGAUCUCGAGAGACACCUGGUCUUCUAUGCCACUUAUCACCAUAAUCCUGUCAACAAGGCCAUUCACAUGAUUUGCGUCCCGCUCAUCUUGACCUCUGCCUUUGCUGUCGCUACAUACACAGGAACUCUUAUCGAUCUGCCGCCAUGGGCCACAGUCCCCAACCUUGAUUUGAAUCUCGGUACCAUUAUUGCGCUCAUCUACACUGUUCUCUACCUGUUGCUCGAGCCUGUCGCAGGCUUCAUCCUUGCCGCGUUUUGCAUCGGCAGUACUGCCUUUGCCCGUCACAUGAGUUUGCAGAACCCCGAACAGACUCUUCAGUUUGCUGUAGGUGUCCAUAUCCUGGCCUGGAUUGCCCAAUUCAUCGGUCAUGUUGCCUUUGAAGGACGAGCUCCGGGCCUGCUCGACAGACUGCUUCAGGCACUCUUCCUCGCCCCCAUGUUUGUCUGGUUCGAGAUUCUAUUUGUCAUGGGCUACCGCCCAGAGCUCCAGGCCCGCGUGAAUAAGCAAGUCAGCGCCGAGGUUGCCAGGCUUAAUGCUUCGACCAAGAAUGGCAAGGCCGAAUGA
Molecule: messenger RNA, 573 nt
Organism: Beauveria bassiana ARSEF 2860
Lineage: Eukaryota; Fungi; Ascomycota; Sordariomycetes; Hypocreales; Cordycipitaceae
Product: DUF962 domain-containing protein
Exons: 3
Coding region: 1-573 (190 amino acids)
Biological process (GO): sphingoid catabolic process
Cellular component (GO): endoplasmic reticulum
Source: RefSeq, a predicted model, not a curated record